UUGAAAGGUUAUGGAAGAAGGAAAGUCAUUAUUGGAAAAAGUAAACGAUUUUCCGCUUGACAGAAUAGGACACUAUUUUUUCUGGAAUGUGUUUCUCUUUCUGGAGCCAUGGACCCUGGGUUGUCUCAUCCUGAAAAUUUAGAUCAGGAAAGAAAACCUGGAUGUAUUUGUAAUCCAGAGUCAGGAAAUCUCUGUGUUCAGAUACUUUCAAAUAAUCUGGAUGAAGGAACAACACAAGGAAGCAUCGAAACCCCCACGGUUUCAGCUACAGAUGAACCAAACCUGAGUGAAAUUCACUCAGGGGACUGUUUGGCUCAAGAACCUUUGCUUAAUGAACAUUUUAAUAAACUGUGUCCUGAUGAAAGGGAGCACACUGUGUCAAGGACAGAGAGGACAGGUGGUGGGAUCAGCAGGACACUUGGCCGUCCGAUUCGGGAACCGACUGACUCUGCGUUAGAAGAAUGCCCGAUUUGCACCGAACCCUACCACUCCCAGGGUGACCAUAGCGUAGCGCUGCUAAACUGUGACCAUACCGUGUGCCAGCGCUGCUUGGCCAUCAUGCUCAAACGGGCAGCAGACUGCUCUCGAGUACAGUGCCCCCUGUGUCGUCAGAAAACCCCACUUCUACAGUGGCAGAUUUACAGGCUUCAUGAGGAUAUCACAUUCUGUACUCGUCCUCCAGAUCUCUCAGACCUGACGACACAAUCAGAACCAGAAGUCGGUACAGGGUUCUGUUCGACUUUGGAGCAGUGUUUGCAGGUGCGUGCUGAGACGGCACGAGUCUGUGGAUGUUUCGAGCAUCCUCGUGGAGUCAUGCAGGCCAUCCGGCGUAUGCAGAGACGCUGCCGUUGCUGCUAUGUGACGUUGCUCUUGAUGCUGUACAUGGUAGAGCUGAGCUUUCUGUUGCUAGUUUUUCUGCCCGUCCUAGUUCUUGUACUUCUGUUCACUCUUGCAUCCUAGAUUAAAAAUGUGACCCAGUGCUAAGGAAUGGCAUGGCACAAAAAACUGCAGUUUAUAGACAGGUACAGGCUUGUAAAAAAUGUGCAUAAAGAAGCACGAUGUGACUUUUGACCAUACUGUAGCUUGCAAAGCAUAAUACAGCUAUAAUUAAACUUUCCUAUUUUCAACCAUUCUAAACUCCUGCUGUUGAAACCAGAUCUUUUUUUAUUGACUUGUUCUAGACAUAGGAUUAAAAUAGAAAACUCUAACUGUAAAAGGAUGAGUUAUGAAAGCAUAGCAGCAGUAUGGUAAUGUGUUAGUGUUUAUAUACACUGAUCAGCCAAAGCGGUAAAACUAUUAACAUUAAGACCACCUUUAGAUUCUUUGGGUGCUGUGGGUUGCGAGUUGGGGCCCCUGUGGAUCCGACUUGUUUAUUUGGCGUUUAAGUGGAUUGGGAUUUUGGAGAUCUUGAAGACAUUGGAAGUCGAUGUUAAUUUUUUUCAAUUAUUUUUGCUGCAUUGGCUUUUCUAUGGGAUUAGACUGGACAGGCUGGCCUUUGGUGAGUCUUGAGUGUCAGUGAUCCUGUCACCAGUUUGCUGGUGUAUAGUUAGUUUAUGGUUCAUAUAGUCUAUGUUGUUUCGUUUGUCUGGUGGUGGUGGUGUUGA
This is a messenger RNA of Clarias gariepinus (North African catfish), 1604 nucleotides long. RefSeq lists its product as uncharacterized. NCBI's taxonomy places the organism in Eukaryota, Metazoa, Chordata, Actinopteri, Siluriformes, Clariidae. The record is from RefSeq and is a predicted model, not a curated record. The transcript has a single exon. The coding region runs from base 109 to 960 and encodes 283 amino acids.